AUGUAUCUAAAGCCGAAGCUCAGGAAUUGUGCUAUACGAUUGCGUGCAACGCGCACUGGACGCGUUCACUCCGGGCACCUGCCACGCACACGUGGCUGUCGCCUGUUGAUCCCUCCGCCCCCUUUCCGCAACGCCUUACUAGUAGAGCUGCAUAAACUAAACGUACCUUGCGCUAACGGCUUUAUCCGCUUCGCACCAAACACCCCCACAUUAUGCGGGAAACUGGACCAAAUACCGCUCCCAAACAAGAAAUUUCUCUACUCGUCAUCAUCCAAAAAUCCAGCAAUAGAACUUCAUGGCCGACCCACGUUCGCCGCAGUAUACCGUCUAGUAGACCAUUGUCAUAAUGUUUUGCUAACGGCUAGAAACGGCUCGUUCGAAGUGGGCCCAACAGUUAAGCUGAUAUGUUCCUACAAAAUCCACCUUCCUUAUGGAAACCGCGUCGCUCUGCGGCUACAAAUGGGCACGGGGCCAAAGAAUACGAGAGAGAAUGAUCUUUCGAAUAUCAUCCACGAGGAUGUUCAAGCUUUAUGUAGAGGAAUGGAAUUGAGUCUCGAAGAUGGGGAGUCCAGGUGGAGACACUGUUCUCAGCCUGGAGACCCGUUGAGAAGUGUUCAGAUAGUAUCUGAAAAGAAUUCUGUUCGGUUAAAUAUUAGUGUAGCAGCAAAAAAAAAUACGUCAGCUAUGUGGCUGAAGGUGUGGUGGAUGGAUAAGGCUGUUGAAGAGACUGUAGGUCAUUGUGACUAUGGGUGGGUUUUGUCUGGAGAUUUUUGCAUAUCAGCUGUGAGGGAAGCGAAGAAGGCUUGGAGGCAGGCUGAGGCAGAGUGUGCGAGAUUAGGUGGACAUCUCGCUAGUGUACUUAAUGAGAGGCAGCAGCAAAUUAUGGACCAAAUGCUGAUACACGCUCCUGGUGCUGGUGUAGAUGACGUGUAUUGGAUCGGAGCAACCGACGCCGUCCAUGAAGGGGAGUUCCGAUGGUCUGAUGGACUACCUUUCUCCUACGCACGUGAGUACAUGGAUGUUUUAAAUAUUUACUUAUUCCUACGGAAGGAGAGUCUUGAGAGCAGUUCAGGCAUUUCUUACACUGCACUACAUAUGGGUCUGAAACAAAAUGAUCAGUCUAUAAAAGAAAAUGACUUAAUAACCACGUAG
Messenger RNA from Arctia plantaginis, 1152 nucleotides. Lineage: Eukaryota; Metazoa; Arthropoda; Insecta; Lepidoptera; Erebidae. The record is from the annotation of a GenBank genome assembly.